Cyprinodon tularosa is the source of this 1726-nucleotide messenger RNA. It is a transcript of the gene sox21b, whose product is annotated as SRY-box transcription factor 21b. The transcript has 2 exons. Gene Ontology annotation, molecular function: DNA-binding transcription factor activity, RNA polymerase II-specific; RNA polymerase II cis-regulatory region sequence-specific DNA binding. Lineage: Eukaryota; Metazoa; Chordata; Actinopteri; Cyprinodontiformes; Cyprinodontidae. The coding region runs from base 131 to 871 and encodes 246 amino acids. Gene Ontology annotation, biological process: cell differentiation; regulation of DNA-templated transcription; anatomical structure morphogenesis. The record is from RefSeq and is a predicted model, not a curated record.
GCGCAUCACUUGGAUGGUACUAUGACGCUGGAAACAUUUGAGCGCUCAUAAGGACGCAUAAACUUUGAGAUUUCACAGGACAAUCCACGGGUGGGAUGAAGAAUUAAAGUCUAGAAGAGUUUGUGGCAGGAUGUCUAAACCAAUGGAUCACGUCAAACGCCCGAUGAACGCCUUUAUGGUCUGGUCCAGAGCCCAGCGCAGGAAAAUGGCUCAGGAGAACCCGAAGAUGCACAACUCUGAGAUCAGCAAGCGGCUGGGAGCGGAGUGGAAACUUCUCACCGAGUCCGAGAAAAGGCCGUUCAUUGACGAAGCCAAGCGGCUCAGGGCGAUGCACAUGAAGGAGCAUCCAGACUACAAGUACAGACCGAGGCGGAAGCCUAAAACUUUGAUGAAGAAAGAUAAGUUUUCCUUCCCGGUGCCGUAUAAUCUCGGGGAGCACGACGCGCUCAAAGUUAGCGGACUUUCCGCCGGCGCGCUUUCCGAGUCCGUCAUUGGAAACCCGGACAAAGCGGCUGCGGCUGCGGCCGCCGCAGCUGCCAGGGUCUUCUUCAACCCCUCCAUGUCUACGAACCCCUACUCGUUUUUCGACCUGGGAUCCAAGAUGACCGAGCUUUCCCCUCCUUCGUUUCCUUACGCGUCUCCUCUGGGCUACCCGCCGGGAGGCGCGUUCACCGGGACCGGAGGAGUGGGCGGUGGGACGCACACCCAUACUCACUCUCAUCCAUCUCCGGGUAACCCGGGCUACAUGAUCCCAUGUAACUGUACAGCCUGGCCCUCGGCGGGGCUGCAGCCGCCCUUAGCCUACAUCUUACUGCCCGGAAUGGGGAAACCUCAGCUUGAACCUUAUCCUGCAUAUGCUGCGGCGUUAUGAUAGUCCCGCUUCAGAAAGGUGACUGAUUUGUCCAUGCAAGAUUUUUUUUUAAGUUAUGCAUGCAAAAAAAAAAAGAAGAAAAAAACAAAAAUUUGUACAUGUGAUGAAGUGCUCGUCCUCUCAAAUAUCACAUGUUUAUGUACAUUGAUUAAUGCCUUUAUCUAAGGUAAUGCUUAUUUUAGAGAACUCUCUACUCCAUAUUGUCCAGCCAAGAAGAUGACUGAACAAGGAGCACGGAUUUAAGCUAUUGAGCAUCUUUUUCAACUGCAGGACAAACCUGUUGGAAUCAUGACCAACUUGUCACCCCCCUCCUCUCAUCAGGACCACAACUGUUUACUUUCAGAUGAGGAGAGGGUGGGGGGAUUAGUGGAUCAAUGAGGAGGACUGCCCUAACACUGUAAAUGUAAAUGUGUACAGAUCCCAAAAAUGACUUAGCUUAUUUGCCGUUAUAGGCUUUAGUGUUUGAAAAACUCCAGUAGAAACACAGUGUAUAUAUUUUGAGUUUUUUUUAAAAACUGUUUUAUAGAUGUCUGUGAUAUUUAUUGUUUUAGUGGAAUCUAUGGUAAGCCAGACAAUUAAAAAAAGGAGAUUUGCACAUGAAAUUCAAAAGAUGUAAUUUAUUUCAAAGCUUUCUUUUUUUUAAGUGGGGGGUAAAAAAGUUUGGAAGGAGUUGGAGAUUUAUUAUUUUUUCCACUUCCCACUCCUUGUCAUGUGCAUCAAGAAAAAAUGGAGUUCCUUUUUAACUAACUCAUAUUGAAUUUGUAUGUUUUGUGUUUUCCUUUAACAUCCCAUUAUGUACAUCAAACUAUUGUUGAGCAAAAGGACUACAAUAAAACCUAUUCGGAUUAAAUGGAA